AUGUGGCGCUGUUUGCUGGGUGCUGCGCUGGCAAGCCUGGCGGACGAAGCUGCCGGGGCAGUUCUUCGGCGAAGUGGCGGCUUCAAGGCCGAACACUUCGAGACAGCCAGUGGCGACAAUGAAGUUCCUGAGAAGGACUUGAUGGACAUGUUGACCUCACUGAACGAAAUUGUGGUGAGUGCGGACAAAGAGCACAAGGCUUUUGAAAAGCUUUCCAGUGCACGCGGGACUGCCUGCCAGUCGACCGAGACGAGUCUCCAACAGUCCAUCUCCGAGGGAAGUCAGUCUAUCAAGACCGCACAAGUCGAGCUGUCGAAGGCCAUGAGCGAGGUGGAGUCCAUCCAGGGAGAUGUGACUGAGCUGAAGUCUCAAGUCAAGACCGUUGAGGAUGAGGUUGCUGCUCUUCAGAAGCAGCUUGCUACUCUACGAACGGAGCGUCAAGCGGCCGUUGCCCGCGACUCUGGCUACACUCGGGAAGUGAAGGCCAUCCUGAGCAAGGCCAAGCAAAGAAUAGAUCAGGUCUGGUCAAGGAGCGGUGCCCACAAGCUGGACGAAGCGGCUGAGCUUCUGCAGGGAGACAGCAAGGACAGCGACCAGGGUGGAGAAACAGGCAGCGAGGCCUGGAAUCCAAGCUCUUUGGCAGAGCUGCAAAGCACUGACGAAGACGCAUCCCAGGCUCCAGAGAAGACUGGGAGGAAGGAUGCAGCGGAAAGCAGUUCGAAGGCCCUCGACAAAGAUGCGGCAGAUGUGAACAAGGCUGCGCAGAUUGCCCGCGAGGCCUUCGAGCUGGAGGAGCUGCGUUUGAUGGAUCUGAUCAAGGCGAAGCGGAAGCUGCUCGAGCCUCUUCAGGCUGGCCUUGCCGACCGACAGCCGGAGUUGGCAGACCAGCUCAAGAAGAUCUCAGAGGCCAACCGUACGGUUGCCAUGUCCAAAAAAGGGGUGCAGCGAGACACCGCAGUCUUGGAGAAGUCCAAGAAAAAAUGCGAGCUUCUCGCAGAGGCAAAGAAGUUUGAAUCCGACAAGCGUCCAGAAGUCCGGUCACAGGUGCUCAUGGCCUCUUCAUUUCUGAAGAGCCUGGCGAAAGCCUCUGGCUUCACACUGACACCGGGCGCAAAGGGUCCAAGUGCUGCAGCCGUGAACUUCCUGCAGCUGGAUUCCGUCAGAGAUACUGGUAGCGAUGACCUGUCCGAGGCUGUGCGCAACGCUCUUCGCAACAUCGAGGCGUUGAGUGACAGCCACCGUGGUCUUUCGGAGGACUUCCAGAUGCAGGGAAGCGACGACGCGGUGCCGGCCAGCCCGGAGAGCAAUCUCGUGCAGGUGAGUGCAGGGACGGAAGUUGGCCAGGCCCAGUCUGCCAGGGAGACCGCAGACUCUCUCAAGAGCGUCAAAGAGAUGAUCUCCAACCUGAUCGCCUCUCUUCGCGAGGAGCAGAACCAGGAAAAGGAGAAGGGCAAGUUCUGUGAGGAGCAGCAACAGAAAGCCCGAGAGGGCUUCAAGAAGCUCUCCGCAGCCACAGAGGACGCCGAGCAAGCGAAGCGCUGGGCGGAGAAUGCAGUGCUGGACUUGCAGGCGCAGUCUCACUUCCUCGAGGCGGACGUGAGCCGCCUCAAACAGGCCAUGACCUCGGGCAAGACAGACCUCGAUGCCGAAGUUGCUCGAAUCAAGGAGGAGGCUGAGAAUCACGCCUCCAGCAGAGACGUCAUCACCAAGAGCCGCGAUGUCCUCAAAAAGCAUUGCAAGCUCUCUGAGGACAAGAGCUCUGGCAACUGUGCCGAAGCUGACUCUGCGCUCAACCUGGCCAAUCUCGGGCUGGAGAAGCUUGACAAGUUCCUCGCCACGUACAUCGUGGACUUCACCAAGCUCUCUGAAGAACAGAAGGCAGAUGCCGAGAAGACUCUGAAGCUCCAGCAGGAGAGCCUGUUCCAAGCGAACGCGGACUUGAACAGGCGGAAAGACGAGCUGGCAGAGCUUUCUUCGGAUGUGGUGACAGCCAAGGAGAACAUGAGACUUGCGGGCAAGGCUGACGAUGCGCUCUCCACAUCCUGUGGCCCCAAGGCCUCGUCAAUGGAGGACACCAUCGCCCGACGGAAGGAGGAGAUCGAGCAGCUGAAGAAUGCUGUGAAAGUGUUGGAUGGCGAGGCGGGCUUUUAA
Molecule: messenger RNA, 2151 nt
Organism: Symbiodinium sp. CCMP2456
Lineage: Eukaryota; Dinophyceae; Suessiales; Symbiodiniaceae
Source: the annotation of a GenBank genome assembly